UUGCCGCGCGUCGCCAACAGGUUGCACCGUUCCCCGCGGCCUCAGCGCGGCCCCUCAGGCGGGGAGCGGCCGGGGGUGGAGUGGGGAGCGCGUGUGUGAGCGAGUGUGUGCGCGCCGUGGCGCCGCCUCCGCCCGCCCCCCGCUCAGUCUUGCUCGCCUGCCGAAGCCGGGCAGCCCUUUCGCGUGUCCGCGCUCCCUCCCCCCCCUCCUCCGCCUCCUCCAUUUUGCGAGCUGGAGUCAGUGCCUGGAGCCUGAGUCGCCGCCCGCCCGUCGGGGACGGAUUCUAAGUGGGUGGAACGAGACGGCGCAGCCGGGGCGGCGCGGCGCCGGGACGGGUGACGCGCGUUGGGCAGCCGGAGAGCGGAGCGGCGCGGGGUCCGACCUGUCAGCUGGGACAUGGGAGACUCGGCGCUCUAGGGACGCCCCUCCCCCAUGGAGAAGGGGGCGACUGUUUACUUCCUUCCCCGGGUGACACGCGCGCCUCCCGCGUCCACACGCCGACUUGUUUAUCUGGCUGCGGUGGGAGCGGCGGCGGCGAGCGGCGCCCGCGCGGAGUUAAUAUUUGCUGAUGGACUCCAAGGAAUCCUUCGCUCCCCCUGGUAAAGAAGUCCCCAGCAGUGUGCUUGGCCAGGAGAAAGGGAAUGUGAUGGACUUCUAUAAAACCCUGAGGGGAGGAGCUACUGUGAAGGUUUCUGCAUCUUCACCCUCACUGGCUGCUGCUUCUCAUACAGAUUCCAAGCAGCAGAGACUUCUGGCUGAUUUUCCAAAAGGCUCAGCAAGCAAUGCCCAGCAACCAGAUCUAUCCAAAGCGGUUUCACUGUCUAUGGGACUGUACAUGGGAGACACAGAAACAAAAGUGAUGGGAAAUGACCUGGGAUACCCACAGCAGGGCCAAAUCAGCCUUUCCUCUGGGGAAACAGACUUCAGGCUUCUGGAAGAAAGUAUUGCAAACCUCAGUAAGUCGACCAGUGUUCCAGAGAAUGCCAAGAGUUCAACAUCUGCUACUGGGUUUGCUGCCCCCACAGAGAAGGAGUUUCCACAAACUCACUCUGAUACAUCUUCAGAACAGCAAAAUCUAAAAAGACAGACUGGUACCAACGGUGGCAAUGUGAAAUUGUAUACCCCAGACCAAAGCACCUUUGACAUCUUGCAGGAUUUGGAGUUCUCUGCUGGGUCCCCAAGCAAAGGGACAAACGAAAGUCCUUGGAGAUCAGACCUAUUGAUAGAUGAAAACUUGCUUUCUCCUUUGCCAGGAGAGGAUGAUCCAUUCCUUUUGGAAGGGGAUGUGAAUGAGGACUGCAAGCCUCUUAUUUUGCAGGACACUAAACCUAAAAUUAAGGAUACUGGAGAUAAGACCUUACCAAGCCCCAGCAGUGUAACACUGCCCCAAGUGAAAACAGAAAAAGAUGAUUUCAUUGAACUUUGCACCCCGGGGGUAAUUAAGCAAGAGAAACUCGGCCCAGUUUAUUGUCAGGCAAGCUUUUCUGGGACAAAUAUAAUUGGUAAUAAAAUGUCUGCCAUUUCUGUUCAUGGCGUGAGUACCUCUGGAGGACAGAUGUACCACUAUGACAUGAACACAGCAUCCCUUUCACAACAGCAGGAUCAGAAGCCUAUUUUUAAUGUCAUUCCACCAAUUCCUGUUGGUUCUGAAAACUGGAAUAGGUGCCAAGGAUCUGGAGAUGACAACCUGACUUCCUUGGGGACUAUGAACUUUGCAGGCCGAUCAGUUUUUUCUAAUGGCUAUUCAAGCCCUGGAAUGAGACCAGAUGUGAGCUCUCCUCCAUCUAGCUCCUCAACAGCAACAGGACCACCUCCCAAACUCUGCCUGGUGUGCUCAGAUGAAGCUUCCGGAUGUCAUUAUGGAGUGUUGACAUGUGGAAGCUGUAAAGUAUUCUUCAAAAGAGCAGUGGAAGGUAGACAGCACAAUUACCUUUGUGCAGGAAGAAAUGAUUGUAUUAUUGAUAAAAUUCGAAGAAAAAACUGCCCAGCAUGCCGCUAUCGAAAAUGUCUUCAAGCUGGAAUGAACCUAGAAGCUCGGAAAACAAAGAAGAAAAUAAAAGGAAUCCAACAAGCCACCACAGGAGUUUCACAAGACCCUUCUGAAAAUCCUGCUAACAAAACCAUAGUUCCUGCAACAUUACCUCAGCUGACUCCUACCUUGGUGUCACUGCUGGAGGUAAUUGAACCUGAGGUGUUAUAUGCAGGAUAUGAUAGCUCUGUUCCAGAUUCAGCUUGGAGAAUCAUGAGCACACUCAACAUGUUAGGUGGGCGCCAAGUGAUUGCAGCAGUGAAAUGGGCAAAGGCGAUACCAGGAUUCAGAAACUUACACCUGGAUGACCAAAUGACCCUCCUGCAGUACUCAUGGAUGUUUCUCAUGGCAUUUGCCCUGGGAUGGAGAUCAUACAGACAAUCAAAUGGAAACUUGCUGUGUUUUGCUCCUGAUCUGAUUAUUAAUGAGCAGAGAAUGACUCUACCCUGCAUGUAUGAGCAAUGUAAACAGAUGCUGUUUGUUUCCUCUGAGUUACAAAGACUGCAGGUAUCUUAUGAAGAGUAUCUCUGUAUGAAAACCUUACUGCUACUCUCUUCAGUUCCUAAGGAAGGUUUGAAGAGCCAAGAGCUAUUUGAUGAAAUCAGAAUGACCUACAUCAAAGAGCUAGGAAAAGCCAUUGUCAAAAGGGAAGGAAACUCCAGUCAGAACUGGCAGCGGUUUUAUCAACUGACAAAACUUUUGGACUCCAUGCAUGAUGUGGUUGAGAAUCUCCUGAGCUAUUGCUUCCAAACAUUUUUGGAUAAGACCAUGAGUAUUGAAUUCCCAGAGAUGUUAGCUGAAAUCAUCACUAAUCAGAUACCAAAAUAUUCAAAUGGAAAUAUCAAAAAACUUCUGUUUCAUCAAAAGUGACUGCCUUACUUAAGAAAGAUUGCCUUAAAGAAAGUUGAGUUUAUAGCUUUUACUGUACAAACUAUCAAUCUGUCUUGUAGAGGUUUUGUCAUUCUUUUUGUCGUGUUUUGUUUUAAAUACGCACUACAUGUGGUUUAUAGAGGGCCAAGACUUGGCAAUGAAGCACUUGGGUCAUCACUUUUAGGUGACGGGACAGCACACGGUGAAAUGUAUUAGUUGGUAUGUCCCAGCAUUAGAAACCAGUGGCGCAGAGGUGGUGUCCAGUGUUGGAGAAGGGCGGCACCUAAACCACCAGUGCCGAGUCUUAUGGACGCUCUGCUCUCUUUUCACUGGCUGGAUGGAACUUUCUAGACUUUCUGUUGGUGUAUUUUUCCCAUGUAUAGUUAGGAUAACAUUUUUGAGUUAUGCAUGGAAACCUGAAAAAAGUUUACAAGUGUAUAUCAGAAAAGGAAAGUUGUGCCUUUUAUAGCUAUUACUGUCUGGUUUUAACAAUUUCCUUUAUAUUCAGUGAACUACGCUUGCUCAUUUUUUCUUAAAUAAUUUUUGUAUUCAAGUCACUGUACAGCUGUUUAAGACAGGCAGCUAGUUCAUAGCUUUCCUAAAUGCCGAACAUUAAUCUUCUGUGUGAAAAUGGGUUGGUGCUUCUACCCUGAUGGCACUUAGCUAUCAGAAGAUCACAAAAAUUGACUCAGAUCUCCAGUAUUCUUGUGAAAAAGCUCUUAUUUUGUAAUAUCUGCUUCCAUGGAGAAUUACAUAGGUUGUACAGAUUAACUAUCCUAACUGGUAUAGAGCACCUAGUCCAGUGCCCUGCUGGGGAAGAUAAGGAUGAUGGUUGCAAAAGACUACAAAAAUAAUUACCAAGAGGCCCAGUUUCCACCUAGUGUCCCAUUCUUUACAGUGGUUAGAUGACAACAAAGUUUGUUAACUUUGAGGACCUCCUGUAGUUGUUUAUGUAACUCCUUAAAAUUUUUGAUUCCAAAUAACCAGCUGUGAAAUAGCUAAGAGAUUUUUAAUCAGACCAAGUAAUUUCUCUCACUAAAUUGUACCCCCAAACUAAAUCUCUAAUAUGGCAACAGUGGCCAAACACCCAUUUUCACAUUCCCACCUGUCACCAAUUGGUUUAUCUUUCCUGGUGGUUCAGGAAAGCUCAGCUACUGAUUUUAAUGAUUUAGAAUGUCAGGUGUCCAUGUUUGUACAACUAUACAUCCCUACAUGUGCCAUAGAAUUUACAUGAGUCUUGUGAACUUCUUCACACUGAGAACUACCGUUGUAAACAAAGCCGAAGCUGUGGUAGCCCUUUCUGUGUGCACCUUACCAACUUUCUGUAAACUCAAAGCUUAACAUACUUACUAAGCCACAGGAAAUUUGAUUUCUACUUAAGGUGGCCAAAUUAUUUGUGUAAUAGAAAACUGAAAAAUCUAAUAUUAAAAAUAUGAAACUUCUAAUAUAUUUUUAUAUUUAGUUAUAGUUUCAGGUAUAUAUCAUAUUGGUAUUCACUAAUCUGGGAAGGGAAGGGCUACUGCAGCUUUACAUGCAAUUUAUUAAAUGAUUGUAAAAUAGCUUGUAUAGUGUAAAAUAAGAAUGAUUUUUAGAUGAGAUUGUUUUAUCACGACAUGUUAUAUAUUUUUUGUAGGGGUCAAAGAAAGGUUGAUGGAUAUUCUAUAUGAUUUAUAGUGUGCACAAGUAUCCAUACAGGCAUCAGUGGUCCUGGAAAUCACAGGUUUGCUCUAGGUGGGGACAAGCGAGAUGUAGACUGGCCCUGUGUGUAGUGAAGGUUGCUGAGGCUCUGACCCAAUCAGAUAGCAGGGGAAGUAAGCCCCUGCCUCCCACUCUGACCACCCUUAUUUCAACAGUGAGUCUGUCAGUGUAAGAUUAGUUUAUUAAAUUUCCCCCUUGCAUUCAAGUAUGUAAGCAGGACAGAAAGGUGGUGCAUCCUAGGCACCAUCUAAUAGCAGGGUUAUUUUCACAUGCAGCCUGUCCAACAGAUUAACAGAAACAGAGGCUUUAGAAGUUUGGCAAUAAUAUGCAUAGAGGUACCAGCAAUAUGUAAAUAGUACAGAAUCCCAUAGGAUGCCAAUAAUACACUAAUUCCUUUCCAUCCUGCAAGAGUUCAUUUCCAAGUAAAAUGAGGACAUGUUUAUGUUUUCUUUGAAUGCUUUUUGAAUGUUGUUAUUUUCAGUAUUUUGCAGAAAUUACUUAAUAAGAAAUGUAAUCAUCUGCUUUUUGAAUGCUCUCUAAAAGGGAAUGAUCACUUUGUAAUGUUUAAAUUGGUCUCAAAGUACUUUAAGAUAGUUAAAACCCAGUUGGAUGUGAAAUUUAUGGUGCCUAAGAAAUACCACUUGAAUAUUAUCAAUGACAGUGUUAAGUUUCAAAAAGAGCUUCUCAAAAGUAGACUGCUGUUCAUUUAUGGAAUGUUAUAUGGUUAAAACUAGAAAGCACAUCACACAUUAAUCUCCUUUCAGUCCUAACAGUCUUGACUCUCAAGAAACAGAGCUCAAUAAAAAAGGAUAUAUGCACUUUGUUUUCAACAGAAGGCAACAGACAUUCAUCAGACUACAAGAAGCUUUCCAUUAAAUGGAUAAAGCUGUACUCCUUCAGAGUGUGUGGGACAGAAGAAAGUUCCGUGAAUACAAGUGAAAAGAGACACGGUACCUUUGAAAGCAGCUUCACUUUCUGUAUGUGGUUUCACACCAUUUCAAACUGUUUAGGCUGAUACUUCAGUGAGAGUUGGUGACAUGCCUAUGUGACUCACAGCAGAUCCUAAAAAGCAUCUUUAAUUAUGGGUGGGGAAAAAGGAAUUUUCUGGUAUUUUUUAGGCAUUAAUAUGGGAUACUGUAAUAGCAGAACUGAGGCAACAGGCCUUGACAGUUCGAGGGUACACAUGCCCAGCUGCAGAACUGUGGGAAAGGAGCUUAAGAAGCGCUUGCCUUCCCUUAGGAAAAACGACAGCUAGCAUCUUAAGCACCUUAGAAGGAACACCGUGCUUAGGGUCUGUGAAGCGCUCAGUAACGAGCACAGGGAGAGAGCCAGCCAGCACAAGGCAGCACAGGGAAGGGGUCAGCAGUCCCAGCCUUCUGGGGCUCAUUAUUCAUAUUCCUGCUUAAGCACCUUGAAACCAUAUCACAGAAUGAACAAUAUUGUUACACUUCAAUCUGUCAAAAUUCAAGAAUCAUGGUAGCCUUCUGUGAGAUUUUGAUGUUGGUUGUUUACCCCAACAAUAAGCUGUAGUUGAAUGUGUUCUUUAAUGUGCCUGGUUUCAGUGUUGGAAGGCAAAAUAAAAGUCUGCAGAAGACACUUUAAACCACUUUGGAUGGAAGUUUUAUCAUUUUCCAGACUAUUUUCAAUCAGCCUGGUCCAUCAGGAUUAGUGGCCAGGUUUUCAGGAAAGGGUUAGCUUCUCUCUAGAAAAUGUCUGAAAGAAUUUUAUUUUCUGAUAAAUGGUUGUAUGAAAAUACCCUCCUCAAAUAACCUGCUUAACUACAUAUAGAUUUAAGUGUGUCAUAUUCUAUUUUGUAUAUUAAACAAAUGCUAUAUAAUGGGACAAAUCUAUAUUAUACUGUGUAUGGCAUUAUUAAGCUUUUUCAUUAUUUUUUAUCACAGUAAUUUUUAAAUGUGUAAAAAUUAAAAACCAGUGACUCCUGUUUAAAAAUAAAAGUUGUAGUUUUUUAUUCAUGCUGAAUAACCUGUAGUUUAAAAAAAAAUGUCUUUUUACCUACACAGUGAAAUGUCGGACUGUAAAAUUUUGUGUGGAAAUGUUUAACUUUUACUUUUCAUUUAAAUCGCUGUUCUGGUAUUACCAAGCCACACAUUUGUACUGAAUCGGCAGUAAAUGUUAGUCAGCCAUUUACAGCAAUGCCAAAUAUGGAGAAACGUCAUAAUAAAAAUACCUGCUUUUUCA
Messenger RNA from Nannospalax galili (Upper Galilee mountains blind mole rat), 6796 nucleotides. It is a transcript of the gene Nr3c1, whose product is annotated as nuclear receptor subfamily 3 group C member 1. The record is from RefSeq and is a predicted model, not a curated record. Bases 569 to 2899 code for a protein of 776 amino acids. NCBI's taxonomy places the organism in Eukaryota, Metazoa, Chordata, Mammalia, Rodentia, Spalacidae. Gene Ontology annotation, cellular component: nucleus. Gene Ontology annotation, molecular function: DNA-binding transcription factor activity; zinc ion binding; sequence-specific DNA binding. Gene Ontology annotation, biological process: nuclear receptor-mediated glucocorticoid signaling pathway; regulation of DNA-templated transcription. The transcript has 9 exons.